Molecule: messenger RNA, 2409 nt
Organism: Drosophila arizonae
Lineage: Eukaryota; Metazoa; Arthropoda; Insecta; Diptera; Drosophilidae
Gene: cactin
Product: cactin, spliceosome C complex subunit
Biological process (GO): mRNA cis splicing, via spliceosome
Cellular component (GO): cytoplasm; spliceosomal complex
Molecular function (GO): protein binding
Source: RefSeq, a predicted model, not a curated record
CGCAAGCCAUACGCAUUGUGUUUUCACUGUUGUGUUUUUAUUUUUUGCAAACGUUUAAAGUUUCGGCAGCCAAACAUGCCCAAGGAAAAAUCGCGACAUCGUAGUCGCAGUCGAAGUCGCAGCCGGCACAAGAAAAGCUCAGAUUCGCACAGCUCUAAGCACAAGCACAAAAGCAGCAGCGAUCGGCGUCGGGACAGAUCCACAAGUGGAUUGGAGCGUGGUCGAGAAAAGGAACGAGAACGAGAUCGAGAAAGGAAACGAGAAAGAGAUCGGGACUCAGACAAAAGUCAUCACAAGCGUAAGGAGAAGCGCAGCAGGAGUCGACAUCGCAGCUCGAAACGGGAUAAGCAUCACAAGGAGCAUCGUGCACGUUCGUCCUCAUCCUCCAGCUCAUCCACGUCCACAUCAUCGUCGUCGUUGUCAUCGGCAGCGAAGCACAAAGAUCAAAGUGCAGGCGGCAAACCGGCAGUCAAACGCGGCACUGAAAUGAAUUCCAUAAAGUUGCUGCAAUCGCUGGAGGAGCGUCGAUUGCGCGAUCAGCAGGAGCGCCAGCGGCUGAAAGAGGAGAUCAAGGCGAAGGAGACGCCUGAGGAGAAGCGGGCGCGUCGCCUGCGCGAGAAGCAGGCCAAGGAGCAGCGGCGCCGCCAGCGCAUGGGCUGGGACAACGAAUACCAGACGUAUUCCAAUGAGGACAAUCCCUUCGGAGACUCCAAUCUGACCUCCACCUUCCACUGGGGCAAGAAGCUCGAGGUCGAGGGCCUGUCCAAUCUGUCUAGCAAGACGGUGGAGGUGCUGUCGCUCCAAAAACAGCUGGAGAAUCGUCGCGAGCUGGAGAAAGUCAAGAAGCUGCGGCAGGAGCGUGAACUGGAGCGGCAGGCGCGCGAGGAUGAAGCCAUGCAGCAGCAGCGCGCCAAGGAGGCGGUCCAGUUCCGCGAAUGGCAGCGCCAGGAGGACCUGUUCCAUCUGGAGCAGGCGCGUCUGCGCAGCGAGAUUCGUAUCCGUGAUGGCCGCGCCAAACCCAUCGAUCUGCUGGCCCAAUAUGUGACCGCCAGCAAUACAGAGACGGACCUGGAGGAUACCCUGGAGAUGCAAAUGCACGAGCCGUACAUGCUGCUGCACGGCCUGAGCAUCGAGGAGCUGGAGGAUCUGCUGGUGGACAUCAAGGUGUACGAGGAGCUGGAGCAGGGCAAGCACAUUGACUUCUGGAACGACAUGGUCACCAUUGUCCAGGACGAGCUCAAGAAGCAGAUGAAGAUCCAGCAGAACGAGGCGAACUCGCUCAAUCAACGGCGCGACGGCAUCCACCAGAGCGUCGUCAAGGAUGUGGCGGAUAUCUUUAGGGGCAAGAACGCCAAGCAGCUGGAGGAGAUGCGCCAGCGCAUCGAGGCCAAGAUUAGCAGCCGUGCCGACGGCGUGGACAUCAGCUACUGGGAGAGCCUGCUCUCGCAGCUGAAGGCGCACAUGGCGCGUGCCCGGCUGCGCGACGCUCACCAGGCGCUGCUGCGUGAGAAGCUGCAGCAGCUGAAGCGCGAACCCGAUCCUCCCACUGUGGUGGAGAUUAAUUCACCCUCGACGAUGAAACAGGAAUCGGAUCAAGAGAUGGACACAAAUGCCGGGGAGGAGCAACAAAUGGAUCAAGAGUCGCCCGACGAGGAGGAAGACCCCAACGAUGAAAAUCCGCUCAGGGAGCUGGAACGCGCCUGUGAAUUGUACCGACAGGGCAACUACAGUCCCAACUACAUACGCGAGGAGGACUUCAGCGGUCGUCGGCUGACCGCCGCCGAUGAGGACAACAUCGAUGGCGGCCUCUACACGGGCAGCGACGAUGAGGAGCGUGUGCAGCGCCAGCGGCUGCUCUUCGUUUAUCCGGAGCGCGGAACGGAUGUGGCGGAGCUGACGCCGCAGGAGCUGCGUAUGCGCGGCGAGGCACGCAAGGGCAUGCAGGGCGACGAGGCGGAGUUCAGCGUGGAGACCACACUGGACUCAGUGCCUCAGCUGGCCACCGACAAGUAUCGUCCCCGCAAGCCGCGCUACUUCAAUCGCGUCCACACGGGCUUCGAGUGGAACAAAUACAAUCAGACGCACUACGACAUGGACAAUCCGCCGCCCAAGAUUGUGCAGGGCUACAAGUUCAACAUCUUCUAUCCGGAUCUCAUGGACAAAUCGCAGACGCCGCAAUACUUCCUCACGCCCUGUGCGGACAAUGGGGACUUUGCGGUGCUGCGCUUCCACACGGGGCCGCCGUACGAGGAUAUCGCCUUCAAGAUCGUCAACCGGGAGUGGGAGUUCAGCUACAAGCGGGGAUUCCGUUGCCAGUUCCACAACAACAUCUUCCAGCUGUGGUUCCACUUCAAGCGCUAUCGCUACAGGCGCUAGGCGGCCCACUUUAUUUGCAGUCCUCUUUUUUUU